This is a messenger RNA of Rhodofomes roseus, 2289 nucleotides long. RefSeq lists its product as uncharacterized. Lineage: Eukaryota; Fungi; Basidiomycota; Agaricomycetes; Polyporales; Fomitopsidaceae. Bases 1 to 2289 code for a protein of 762 amino acids. The record is from RefSeq and is a predicted model, not a curated record. The transcript has a single exon.
AUGCCUUUGACUGCGCAAGAAGUGACUGCCUCCGCCGUCAUGGAGUCUCCUUUGGCUGCCCCGCUCUCCAGUGCUCCACCUCCUGCUCUCCCCCUUCCGCUGCAUAGACGUCGGGUGCCUCGCCCGGUCUGCCAUUCCAUCGUUCGCGAUCCGAAUCUGUCUGGCCCUGUUGUCGUACUUGUGCCGGACUCGGACACCUCGGCUUCGUUGUCGCAGAAUCAGCCAUUCUCUCAGCCGUCGCAGCAGAACACCUCUUUGCAGGAGAAGAGUCAAGACCAGAAGCAGUCCGAACGCUCGCAGCAAUCACUGUCGUACGCGACUGACUCACAAGGUGAUCACAGCUCGAAGUCGGACCCUAAGUCGCAGGGAUCCCAGCAAUCUCGACUGCGGCAUGAGAUCACUGCAGCCGUUGACGAGAUCGUUGAAGGGCCCGUGUCUUCAGAGGCUGUUGUUGCAGAAGGGUCGAGCCAGGCCGUGGAACCCUCACAGCCUGUGGGUGCACAACCGUCUAGUCCUCCUGCGACGGUGCCGGAUGAUGCUCCUGAUCAAGGGGCCAGUCCUCGGAAGCCUGAAGAUGUGAGGGACCUCACGUCCGUCAAGCCACCACCGGUGCGGACUCGGUCGAAGGUCACCAUACCGUCCCCGCAAGAGGUUCCGGAUAGCGAGGACGAAACAGAGGAGGAUACAGGCGAUGAACAUGACGAGCUAGAGUCUGCUGCUGGCACAGAUAUCGUCUCGCGUCGCUCAGCUCCACUCGACUCUGAUGACGCGAAAACGAAGGCGAUGGUAGACAAGUACACGGCCAAGCCCACCACCGAGGUGACGGCUGAGAGGGUCCGAGAACGCAUAGGCCAAUCCUCGUCGGCGUCCGACUUACCCGCUGGUACCCCUCAACGGAAGGAACCCUCUUCAGCCCCUCGACGUCUCAGCCGCCGCAAGGAAGAUACUACCGCAUCGCUCGCCCACAGCCGCAGCUCUGAAUUGCCGCUGCCGCCUUCCAGCCCCGACGUCUUCAUGAGUGAAGACUCUUUCCAUGCGUCUCAGGCAUCAUUCUUGAAAAAAGCCGUGCGCCCGCGCAGAACUCUGCACAAGCAAUCCACUCCUCGUGCUCCCACGACAUCUGUUUGUGACACGCAACUGUCUGAUACCCGAAAAGCUCCUGCGACCCGGGAAGUCGAUACUGUCUCUUCUGACCGCAUGCGGGUCGACAUGCUACCCCCGCCAUCAACUCACGAUCCCGAGGCCUGGAAAGAACCUGCGUUCAUGAGGAAGCCAUCACCCGUGCAGGCAGACAAGCCCGUAUCGAAAGCGUCCGUUGCUAUUCAGGUAGACCCGCCCAAGCGCAGAAGGUCUCCCUCGCCCGCUUCAGAACCCGAGAGGCCGCCUCCGAAAAGGCGGAAGACAUCUACUGUCAGUGCUACUCGUACCUCGGAAUGGGCAUCGCGGUAUGCAAAGACCACAGAUGUGAUUCCGCCGCCGCGUCCGAGAGACACAAGACCUAUGCUUCCUCCCGUACCGAAUCGCCAGCCGAUCGCAGGACCUUCCACUUCGUUCAAGCAGGUCGACCUGCCGCGCAGUUCAUCAAUCACGUCCUCCGUCCCUUCAAUCGCCAGGAAGCGGUCUACUUCAGGGCGCUCCGCUAGUUCUGACAAGAGCACCAUUGCGAAACCGGAAGUGAAGAUCGUGAGGCAGCUGUCGCCUGGCGGGUCUACACCUGUCGAGAUCAAGCAUGUGGAUUUCAGGGCUGGAACAAGACGAUCAUCGUUGGCUUCCAUCUCGAGGACAAAAACGAGGUCCCACCCGUCUGCGGACAUCACGCCCUCCAACGCACGAGGUCACCGUACUACGAUGGUUGGCUAUGAUACAGCUCCCUCGACAUCCCGCCUCGGUGACCGGAGUCGGCCAGUGGAUCCUAGUCCGUCUACCAUGAAGCGAGCGUCACAUGUGUCGACGACGUACAUGAUGCCCAUGGUCAAGCCGCGCUCUGCAAGACAGAACCCAACUUCCAGCUCGUCUCACAACCCCCCAAAACCGGGCGGCUCGUCAUCUAUGGUCAAGACAAAGGAAGGGCCGUCAGCGGCGACCGCUGCGCCCCCGCAAAAGCAACUCCUCGGUGGCUACAAGGUCAACCUUGACAUGAAGCGCGAGGAGGGUGGUCCCCCACCCAUGACCUGGGCUCGGCUCCAGGAGAUACUCGUGAGCACUGGCAGGGCGAGAUACAAGCUCAAGAAAGAGAAGGAGGUAAGGGAGGCGAAGUCGAACCAGGAUCGUCGCGGCGGUGCGGGAUGA